AAGGCCAGAGUCGCCGCUUCGCUGCAGCAUCGUUGGCGCUAGCGAGGCCGGCCUCAAUCAAGCAUUGCAAAUCGACAUCCUGGUAGGGACAUCGCGGCCACUUAGUCAAGGAAACACUGCAGCCCCCCCGCGAACCCCAUGAAAUGGGACUGGCCAUGCGCCUGGCAGCGUUCUGGCACAUUAGAUGCAAUAUUGUGGCUUUAGUGGGAAACAAUGAUGAUGUGGACGUGGGUACCAAAAGUGGAGGGCAUCAAUGGUGUGAAGGGCUAGAAGACCGUGGCGGCAUCGAGGACCAUCAAAGGAGGAAGAGGCAUGAAGGCACGCGUUGGCCGUAUGGAAAUGUUAUCCAAAUCGGGAACGCGCGGAUCGACAGAAGCCAUCGCCUCCCUGAAAACGGCACCACAAAGCCACAGCGGCACUUGAGAUGCUUGUUCGGUGCUGAGAGUUUGAAGACGUCAAAAUACUCGUCCUCUGUGCCUUGUGCAGCUCAUCUCCAAAUACGUGCCGAUCAUCCCGUCCCGUCUCUCCCGCCUCGAACGACCCUGCUUCAUGCACCGUUGCCCAACGGAUGCGGCAACGGCUGGGCUGCUACGUACCAACGGUAUGAUCAAGGACCGUGCCGUAAGUCUGUCUCCCUAGCUAGGCCCAGCCACGCGGGCGCGUCCACCUACACGUACUCUACAUGCCCUUGGACCCCAUUGCUUGGCUCGCUAUGCGGAUCUCGCCCGAUCUGGGCCUCCUAAUGCUGCAUGGACAGUCUGCGAACAGCCUAUUUCUGGGGAAGGAUCUGGUGGGUGAGAGACGGAAUCCGCCCAUUCGCACGGCUAGAGGCGGGUCCUUAUCGAUAACACCGCAU
Aplosporella prunicola CBS 121167 is the source of this 856-nucleotide messenger RNA. RefSeq lists its product as uncharacterized. The record is from RefSeq and is a predicted model, not a curated record. The coding region runs from base 144 to 743 and encodes 199 amino acids. NCBI's taxonomy places the organism in Eukaryota, Fungi, Ascomycota, Dothideomycetes, Botryosphaeriales, Aplosporellaceae. The transcript has a single exon.